This is a messenger RNA of Rhododendron vialii, 1162 nucleotides long. RefSeq lists its product as uncharacterized. Bases 117 to 668 code for a protein of 183 amino acids. Gene Ontology annotation, biological process: double-strand break repair via homologous recombination. The transcript is spliced from 3 exons. Gene Ontology annotation, molecular function: 5'-flap endonuclease activity; crossover junction DNA endonuclease activity. The record is from RefSeq and is a predicted model, not a curated record. Lineage: Eukaryota; Viridiplantae; Streptophyta; Magnoliopsida; Ericales; Ericaceae. Gene Ontology annotation, cellular component: Slx1-Slx4 complex.
UUCCAAACACGCCUUGCCUGUAGCUUUCCCCUGAAAAAUUCCUACCAAAUUGAAACCUGUUUUCUAGGCAUGUGUCUGAAACUCCAACUGAGAACCAAUCCGCACAUAGGGAGGGAAUGACGAGAUUACUAUCAAAAGCAUUCCCAUAUGUGAAACCCCAUCAUAUUCAUCAUCAUCAUCAUCUUGGUAGUAGCCCUAACCCUAAUAAACCAUCAAAAUUUUCUCCCUCCUCACCUCUACGACCUAGUUAUUCCCCGUCACCAUCAUCUUCGUCUUCAUUGAAGCAUUCAUGGUUGGUAUACCUCAUUCUCUCCACCAAUACCCCAAUCAAAACAUAUGUUGGCGUCACCACCAAUUUCUCUCGCCGCCUUAGACAACAUAACGGUGAACUGAAAGGUGGUGCAAAAGCUUCCUGUAUUGGAAAGCCAUGGGUUUGUGCAUGCAUUAUUCAAGGAUUUAUGGACCGAAGUGAAGCAUGUGCGUUUGAAUCAAAAUGGAAGAUCUUUUCAAGGAAGCUGCCCCGGAAAAAGAAAAUUGAUGAGACGGAGAAACAACUUGACAAUGGCUCACUUUUGCUACUGCAACAUAGGCAAGCAGCUCUAAAUAGGGUCAAAAGUUCGAUCAAUUGCAAUCACUUAGAAAUUCUCUGGCAAUUGGAUCCUUGGUGAUUCUAUCAUAUUCAUUUUCUUUUCCUUUGUGCUAUGUGUGAUCUUGGAUUCGCCAGGGGAAAGAAAAUUAAAUUCAAACAUACUUACUCAUUUUUUCAGGCAUACUAAGUAAAACUUGUAUUUCCGAUAAAUAUCAUUUCAUUCUUUUCUUGGUUUUUGAAGUCAACAAAAGAAAAAAAAAAAUUUCUUUCACUACAAAUACGGUAUUUAUAUCUCUAUCCAUUCAUAUCUUUUCUCUCUAAAGAUCCGAGAUCCAUUCAUAGUGUUGUAACAAUAUUUGUAAUCUUCUUUGCUAUGUUGAUUAGUAAUUUUAUAAUAAUCUGAAAUACGGAUGAUGUAAUCUUGUAAAACUGUUACAUUUCAUAUUCCGUUGUACAAUAUAACCCAUGUUUAUGUAUUAGUAUAGCCAACUUUGCUAAUGUAUGACAACCUAGUGGCCGCAAGCACAAGUAUGGAUAUGAAGGUGUUUGAAAUGAGAUUUUGCAUUUCUUGUA